Messenger RNA from Megalops cyprinoides (Indo-Pacific tarpon), 1272 nucleotides. RefSeq lists its product as uncharacterized. The transcript is spliced from 12 exons. Gene Ontology annotation, molecular function: zinc ion binding. The record is from RefSeq and is a predicted model, not a curated record. Lineage: Eukaryota; Metazoa; Chordata; Actinopteri; Elopiformes; Megalopidae. The coding region runs from base 66 to 1130 and encodes 354 amino acids.
CUCGUUUGCAAUUCAGAAACUUCAGAAAUGUGGAUCAACGCUUACACAGACGGCAGGAGUUAGCUAUGGCUUCGAGCAGUGAAAGCGAGAACAACGGUGAGGCUGGUGGCAGCAUGCCCUACAGAUGGCAGAUAAAAGGUGAAAACGGCUGGAUGGACAUCACUAACUGCCACAUCAUCGAGGCCCAGUACUCACGUCCCAAUGCCAAAGGCAUAAUUCUGUACAACACUCAGUUUGGAGCCAUCUCCAUUGAUUUCAAUAACAUGAAGGUCCUCCACAAACACGGACUGCGGGUCAGACGCUUGAGUUCCUCCCAGCCCGGCCUGGAGACAGAGUGGAUUUGGUACUACAGUGGAAACCGAGGCUGGGUGCAAUAUGGAGAGAAGGACUCCAAGGGCAAGGUCUCCUCGGUGCAGAGCUCCAGGAUCGAGAGGGAGUUCCAGAGCAACCCCAACGGCUCUAUCCAGUUCUCCGUCGACACGACCACCUACCAGAUCAGCUUCAGAGCGAUGACUCAAAGAAACCUGAGUACAAAUAUGAGCCGAAGGGUGAGGCGGCGCCCUAAAUUCAACUCUGUCCUCAAAAUCAACAGCCCUGCAGUUCCCCCUCUCCUGCAGAACGCUGCCCCCGUUGGAGGCAGCUGGAAAUGGCAGUUCAUGGCAGACGAGGGGGUUUGGACCGACUACAUCUCCCCCGACUGCUCAGUGGACAGCGACGAGAUCGAGAGACGCUACCAGAGGAAUCCUCAGGACCAAGUGAAGUUUACCUCCAGUAUAUUCAGCUACACUCUGGACUUCACAGGGAUGUAUCAGGUAAACAACACCUUUGGGACCCAAAGAACUGUGAGGAGGGUGCAGGCGGGUAACCCACAGCAGAACAGCUCAAGCUCUGCUGGGACACAGCACAGAUGGCAGUUUAGGGACGUCAAUGGGGUCUGGAAAGACUAUGUCCAGAGUGAUCAGCAGGGCGGCUGCAGUGUGUCAGGGCAGGACAUAGAGUCGCAGUUCCAGCAGAACCCCAGCGGAACCAUGAGGUUUACCACAGCGAGCUUCGUCUAUGAGCUGGACUUCUCAGCCAUGACACAGAGAAACCUGUUGACUGAGACGACCAGACCGGUACGCCGUCUCUAGCCACGAGGCUGCUGCCCUGACACCAGGAGUCUCUGUCCACUGCCUGUUCACCAGACUUAACUCCCAUUUGCCAAGCUGCCAAAUAUCAACCGCAGAUGUGGAAUUACAAACUGACGGCACACAUAUGCAAGUUUGAAGGAAA